AUGCCUGUCGCUUCUUCGAACUCUCUGGAGCAGCAGGUAGAAGGUCCACGCUUUGUUGCUCUUGGCGGAGUAUGGCUCGACGAAAUAAGGAAAGGGGGCAAGACAGUCCGUGAGGAUGUUGUCGGAGGCUCAGUCACAUUUGCAACUUUGGGAGCCCGACUAUUUUCGCCAAAGGAUCCAGCGAACAUCUGCUUGGUACUAUUGAAAGGAGCGGGGUUUCCAGUCAAUAUGAUCCAUUUGUUUCAAAGCUGGAAAGUGGAUCUCAUACUUCUGGCACGUGAAGACGUACCAACCGCGAGAGGCGUUGUCCAUUAUGGGGCAUCUGAGAGUGAGCGCUACUAUGAGCGGCUGACUCUGCCGCUGAACACGAGUCCGGAUGACUUGACAAAGUCUGUCAUCCUUUGUGCUCGAUGCUUCCACUUCUUCGAAGUUCCAGCCACACUCUCGGAAUCGGUAAGCAAGAUCUUGAAUGCACGUCGGUCACAGCACGAUCUGGAAAGACCUCUCCUCAUCUGGGAACCACAAGCAAAAUCAUGCAGUCCGAGAAGUCUUGAAGAACAUUUGAUGGCUGCUGCAAUGAUCGAUGUAUUCUCUCCGAACCACAUGGAGUUGGCCAGCUUCUUCGGCGGCGUAUCAGAUACAGAAUUCGAUCGUUGUCGAGUAGAGACGCACGCGGCGCGCUUCGUACAAGCAGGAAUCGGUCCCGGCAAUGGCUGUGCGGUGAUCAGAUGUGCCGAACAUGGCUGUCUAAUCACGUCUAGAACGAUCUCGCCAACAUGGCUCCCAGCAUAUUACAGUGCGGACUCGAAGAGUGUUAUAAAUACUACUGGCGCCGGAAAUGCUUUCCUCGGAGCAUUUGCGAUAGGGUAUCAAGAGACUGGUAGCUAUGUGGAGGCUGGGAAGUAUGGAGCCGUUGCGGCAAGUCUCGUAGUGGAACAAGUGGGUCUGCCGACCCUGACAGGCGAAGGUGUUGGGGAACUUUGGAAUGGCGAAAGUACAGCACACCGACUAGAGGAAUAUAAGAGGCGAUGUGAAGUCGGAGGACGGAGUUGA
Cercospora beticola is the source of this 1053-nucleotide messenger RNA. RefSeq lists its product as uncharacterized. The record is from RefSeq and is a predicted model, not a curated record. NCBI's taxonomy places the organism in Eukaryota, Fungi, Ascomycota, Dothideomycetes, Mycosphaerellales, Mycosphaerellaceae.